Messenger RNA from Dermacentor albipictus, 1207 nucleotides. NCBI's taxonomy places the organism in Eukaryota, Metazoa, Arthropoda, Arachnida, Ixodida, Ixodidae. The record is from RefSeq and is a predicted model, not a curated record.
AAAAAGUUCAGGUUUUUGGUUUGGAUUAUGGGCCACAAUGCCAUCACAUUACGCAGGCAUUCAAUGGAAAGAAGAUCUGCGUUAUUUAGGUGUGCCUCUCUCACAGUAUAGAAAUAGCAACGCUCAUUGGUCGGGAGAAGUUGGCAAAAUUCAACGUAAAGUGAAUUCAUGGCGAGGGCGGAAUUUGUCAAUGUUCUUUCGUGCUGAAGUGUGUAACGUUUUCUUAGCUUCCCGUCUUAUGUAUGUGCUGCAAGUACUGCACUGCUCACGGCUUCGCCUUCAGGCACUGCAUCACGUAUUUGCAACAUUUAUUUGGAGUUCCAGUUGUGAAUCGAUGCGGCGCGACAAUCUGUCCCUCCCUCUUGAACGUGGUGGUCUAGGAUUAGUCCACCUCUUCAUCAGGCAAAUUGUUUCACGCCUGUUUUUCUUUCGAGACAAUGACCAUCCAUUUUUGCGUGAAAUGUUGCAACUCCGUUUAGUUCAUUAUAUUAGUAGUAUAGUGUCAUCAAAUGCCAAAGAUGUCCCACAGGCCCCUUGGGGCUUUCUUAAGGAGGUUGUUGGCACAUUUCUUUUCUCGAAAGUUAGAUUCAGCCUGGAGUACGUAUUCAGUGCGAGUCGAAAAGCAAUUUCUGCGGCACUGGUGGACUCUAUUUUCCCAGAUCCUUUGUAUCGUGCACCUUAUUUAAACCGACCUUAUCAGGAUGUACUUAAGCGCGUCCGAAGAAUGUGUGUACCUCCUGGAGUAAAAACAUUUUUCUUUAAAUUACAUUCGGAAACACUCCCUGUUAAAACUUGGUUGAAUUCGAGGGGUUGCUUUGUGCCGUGGUCAACAAACUGUCGGCUCUGUCCACGUGCCGAAACCAUAGAUCACUGCUUCAUAGACUGUAGGGACGCUGUAUUCUUUUGGGACAUUCUCCAACGGACGCUCAAAAAGGACAUUGACAUGACUCCGUAUACAAUUAGGUUUCUACCGUUUAAGGUUACGGGUGGUCCUCCCUAUGACAUGUUCAUAGUACUUGGUUUACAUAGCCUAUGGAAAAGUAGACUGUGUGACCGCCAUGCCGAAAGCCCGCGAUCUACAAAGUCCUUCUUUCGCGAAAGUGCUGCUUAUGUAAGAAGUGUCUACGCUGCGCAGGAACCUCCGCCAGACUGGAUGCACUUGUUGGAUGCAUGUGUGUCUUUGCCUGAGUUUUAAGUGUGUAGUGGU